This is a messenger RNA of Linepithema humile (Argentine ant), 2294 nucleotides long. Its product is annotated as A disintegrin and metalloproteinase with thrombospondin motifs adt-2-like. The record is from RefSeq and is a predicted model, not a curated record. Gene Ontology annotation, biological process: proteolysis. NCBI's taxonomy places the organism in Eukaryota, Metazoa, Arthropoda, Insecta, Hymenoptera, Formicidae. Gene Ontology annotation, molecular function: metalloendopeptidase activity.
UACAACGAGAGCUUUAUAACGUAUGUAUGCAAUAAGUAAUUUAAUAUAUAAAAAAACAUUAAUAAAACAUUUUCAAGUGCUAAAAUUCAAAAACGCAAAAAACAACAUGUUUCUCAUAUUGAAAUUGCUAUUAAUAUUUUUAUUAAAUGAAACGUACGCAUAUAUCGAGCAAGACAUCGAAAGAAUAUUGCUGCCGGCAUGGAAUUCGACAAGCGCAGAAGAAAUACCACUAACUCUGAAAAUUUUUGGAAAACAAAUUCAAUUAAACUUGCAUAGAGACGACCAAACUGUAUCGUCCAAGUCUAAAGUAUGGAAACAUGACGCAAAAAGCAUUAUAGAAGAACUUAUUCCGCAAUUACACGCAUCUGAUCCUUGCCAUUAUUUUCACGAAGAUCAUAUCAGCACUGCGGCCAUAAACUUUUGUCAACAACAUGGAUGGGAAGGAUUCGUUUUUCUGAAACAUGAAACAUUAGAAAUUAGACCUUUGCAAACUGACUUUGCGUCUUUGACCACAAUCGACGAUCUUUGCGAUAAAGAAGUGAUAAAUAUAUCAUUUGGUAGACCUCACUUAAUUAAAAGAACAUCGCAAUUAUCUGCUGGUCCAAAUUUUCGUAAAUUCGAUAAUUUUAAAAUAAAGCGACGUCAUGUACGAAAUACGCAAGAAAAAUUAACUAUAGAACUCGCUGUGUUCUUCGACGAAGCCGCAUAUCGAACGUUCAUGCCUCUUCUGGACAAAGAUGAAGAAAAGUUGCGCAUGAUGAUAUUAGCGUAUGUGAAUAAUGUUCAAGCUAUGUUCCAUCAUCCUAGUUUAGGUGUUUCUAUCGAUAUAUCGUUGGUACAUUUGAAAAUCUUCGAUAAACAACCGUCAUCUUUGCCAGUUUUUGACGGUAACAGUGUGAAACUGCUCGAGGCAUUCUGCCAAUACGCGAAAGCUCAAAAUUCUCCAGACGAUAAUAAUCCGCAUCACUGGGACAUUGGUCUUUACCUGACUGGAGUAAACAUUAAUGGUACGAGCCUUGAUGUCGCAGGAAAAUCCUUCGUCGGUGGUGUGUGCGAAUCAAAUUAUUCGUGUGCGAUAGUAGAAUUUGGUAUUGCAGAUGGUCUGUCAUCGGGUUUUACAUCAUCUAUCCUUGCUGCUCAUGAGAUCGGUCAUGUUUUAGGAAUGCGACACGAUUCAGUACUGUGUGAUUAUGACAACGGCAUUAUGAGCCCUAGCAUGGGACCUGUAGGCUUUAUGGGAUGGUCCUGGUGUAGUCGUUAUACAGCUGAAGAACUCUGGACUACACCAAAGUGUCUUGCAGAUCAUACGAGAUCGGAAGACGCCUUGGACCAUUCGAGCUAUCAUGAUUUACCCGGAAGAGAAUGGACCGCCAAAGCUCAAUGCGAAAUAUUUUUUCGCGACAAAGAUGCAAACGUAGUCUCGUUGCUUGAUAUAUGUAAAUCCUUACAAUGCGAAACGCCUCACAAAAGUAGGCAUUACUUUACGGGACCAGCGUUGGAAGGAACUAAUUGCGCAUUAAAGAAAGAAUGUCGUGGAAGAGAAUGCGUGCCCAUUUUCGAACCGCCAUACAUUCUCGAAUAUUGUGAUGAUGAUAACUGGAGUGAAUGGAAAGAAAGCACCUGUCAAAGUAGUUGCUUGGUCAAAUCUAAAGGCGUUAAAGUCAAACGACGUUCUUGUAAACAUGGAAGUAACAGAACGACGAGUUGUAAAGGGCCAUAUUACGACGUGGUUCUGUGUGAUGAUUCGUUACUCUGUACUGAGAAACGCAAGAGGAUCGACUCACAUAUUGAAAUAAAGUGCAAGCGCGUGAACUAUUUUGCGAAAAAAACAAUUUUACCAUGACGUUUGAAUUAGAUAUAGAGUCAGGUUGGCAGGCCGCUCAUGAUAACGAAAAACCAUGGAAAGCCUGUACUAUACACUGCCGACUAAAAAAUUCAUCUACUCUCUACGCACCACGCCUUGAAAUGAUCAACUUUAAUAUGGUCCCAUACUUUCCAGAUGGAACGUGGUGUCACAAGAAAGAUGGUGAGAAUUAUUACUGUCGCCAACAUUACUGUUUGCCGGAAACCUACAGUUAUAAUGGUUAAGAUAUUAUUGACAUGUGUGAACGAGAAUCGAAAAGAAAGAAAAUCAUAAAACGCGCCUAAAUCAUUUUAGAAUAGUUUGUCAAUUCGUUUGGUACCGAAUUUUCGAUCGGUCAGUCUAUUGUCAAUAACAUCUGUUUUGCGUAUCAUCCACACUUUACUUAACAAAGACAAGUAGACCAAGAAUUAUAUCAAAUUUUCUGCAACUA